GGUUUAUUUAUUUCUUUUUUUGCUAUUUAUGCCGUUGCACCGCAGUAACUUUUGACAACGAUGAUGGAAUGACUAGCUUAUAAAAAGUGAAGCAAAAGACGUUUCAUUUAGUGUUGCUCUUUUCAUCGCCCCUUUUUAGAGACCAAUGUCCUUUGCUACGUUCCCUGCUGCACUUCCCUACUUUGAAGAACUCCAUGAUUCAGCUCUUUUAGAUAAACUUAUAUCAGGAUUAGGUCAAGUCAACGAAAAAGACAGUAUCAUUAUCGCUGAUUUAGAUCAUUUGUCAAUAGCAACGGAGACUGGAAAGGCAAGCAAGGAAGCAAGCAGCCACCCUUUCAUGGAAGCAUUUGAUGAUUUCGCCAACCGUACAUAUACAAACAACGGAGGCAUCACCCACGCUUCUACGAAGGAUGUUCUUUUGGACCUCUAUUAUGGCAUUGAAUUAGUCAAGCGCAGCGAGACGCACAGGUUGUUAGAACAAGCGUGGGCGCAGGAUGCCAUGACCACGCUCCAUAUCAUCUUUUAUGCGCGCUCCAUUCAUCGUGGCAAAUCCCUCAAAGGCCCUUUUUUCAAUGCUUUCUGUUGGUUGCUUCUACAUCAUCCUCGUACGGCUCUCGCCAAUUUGUCUAUACUUGUGGAGGGUACGGUAAGAACGGAGGCUCAACUUCAGCAUGAGAAAAAGAAAAAGAAAAAAGACAAGGCCAGCUCUCAGGAGGAAUGGGAAAUGGUGAACGCUGGUGAUGAUCAUGAGGAAGAAGGACAAGCCUAUGAGCUGCUGAAGCAUCGUGAUUUCAAGCCGCACGGCUAUUGGAAGGAUCUUUGUACUCUGCUAACCAUCUACUGUCAAGAUGAAGUCAACGGACCCAAAAACGAUGAAUACCUCGCUCUUCACUGGAUCCAUCAAAGUAACCAUACCUUGGGCCAUGCGGAUCGGAAAAAAGUCCGACAGCAACGUAAACAGCGCUAUGAACGUCGCAAGAAAAUGGCACCUGAUGCAGCAGCUCGAGACAUUGCCAAAAGGACGGAAGCCAAGCUAGCACAAGAUAAAAUCAGCCAGGCGGAAGCAAGACGUAAGAAAUUAGACACGCGUAUGCAAAGAAAUGAAAAGGUGUGCGACCUCUUGACGCAUGACACAGUGUAUAGAGCGCUGCAUUUCACGAUUGCCCGUUUGUUUGCGGAUCAGCUGAAAGAAGAUAUGACGCAGUUGCAGAAGAAUAAAAGUAGAAUGGAGGCAAGUGUCGGCUUCUCCAAAUAUGCUUUGGGUUAUAAUUUGAGCUUGGCGGCGAAAUGGGCUCCUUCUCUGUCGCUCUCCCAUGACAAGCAUACUUUUUUGGCGACGUCAAUAGCCGAGAUACUCUUUCCACCAAAGGAGCAUCAAGGAAAAGAAGAGAGCCGUGUUCAUUAUUUGAACCGAGUCAGAGAUAGGUAUCGUAAGCAGUAUUUGGUACCCCUUCGUGAAGCAUUGGACUUGACCGAGCAUUAUAUGCAAGAAGGAAAAUGGGAAAAGGUAGACAUUCGGCAUAUGCCCUCUGUUUGUUUGGAUAAGAAUAUGGGGCUGUUCUUUAAACACGCUCCUGACGUUGUGACAAAGUACAUGCAAGAAGUAGCUCAAGGAAAGAAGAAGGUGAGCGGGGCUACAUUGGGUCCUCAUGAAUUGGUGCACCAAGUGCAAACAGGCAAUGCGUCCGCACAAAAGCAGAUGGUGAACGGACAAUGGGAAACCCUUAUUUCCUCCCUUCGAAAUACUUCCCUCUUACAGCAGCAGCCAGAGAACGAAGAAGGCAAGGACAGUCAGAUGAAGAAAAAGAAAAAAGCAAAGCGUGUUGAUUUGGGCGAAUGUAUUGCUGUAUGUGAUGUCUCCGGCUCAAUGUUCUGUAAUUAUAGUACGAAACCUGAGAAUGCACCUAUCUAUGCAGCGAUCGGACUAUCACUUGUCAUUACGAAUCUUGCUAAACCGCCUUUUCAAGGAGGCAUCAUUACGUUUUCAGCCGAGCCUGAACUUUUUCAUGUAGAUACCAACAAGCCGUUCAGUGAACAGGUCGAGACGGUUCUUCAGAGCAAUAUGGGUUUCAACACAGAUAUAGGCAAGGUAUUUACUGAUGUCUUGUUACCUAUGGCUAAAAAGCACAAGCUCGCUCCUGAAGACAUGGUGAAACGUCUGUUUAUUUUUUCUGAUAUGGAGUUUGAUGCUGUCGAUAACGGAAUGGAUAGGUUCAUGACAACUCAUGAAUUUAUUGCCAAGCAAUUUGCAGAAGCCGGAUACGAAGUGCCUGAGUUGGUUUGGUGGAAUUUAGCGCUUGCACAGGUGUAUUCGUCAGCGGGUGGAGCGGUUCGAAUGAAUGCGCCUGUAACAAAAGAGGAUAGUGGAGUAGCGUUGCUUUCAGGGUUUUCGUCUGCUAUGGUAAAGACUUUCCUCGACGGUGAAGUAGAUGAUGACGACGACAGUAUGGAGGAGAAAGAUGAUGAAAGCAAUCAUGCGGACAAACCGAAGGAAAAGAAAAAAAUGACACCCAAGGAAUUCUUGUUGAAAGCUGUAUACCAUGAAAGUUUCAAUGGCCUUGUCGUUAUUGAUUAAUCAACUUUUAUUAUACCCUAAUUUUAUACAUAAAAUUUUAAUCACCGCUAUUCGUUCUCAAUUUAAAAGAGAGGGGUUUUUUUUUCAAAAUGUAUACUUUUACCCAUUUGGAAAAAUUAGCAAUUCUAUUGUGUAUAUGUACAUGUACAUUUCAUGAAUAAUGCAGGGCUUCAAAGGAUAAUGGACAUCUUACAGUAUUGUAACUGAUAUUUUAGAUGAAAUAUAUUUUUUUGGACAAUUAAUAUUUUCAUUUUAGACAAGUUGCAAUUGUGUUGUAGACGAAAAUAUAAACCGUUCAAACAAUGAUUCAAAUUCAAAAACUUGUCAGUAGUGCGAAAC
This is a messenger RNA of Mycotypha africana, 2914 nucleotides long. RefSeq lists its product as uncharacterized. Bases 146 to 2575 code for a protein of 809 amino acids. Lineage: Eukaryota; Fungi; Mucoromycota; Mucoromycetes; Mucorales; Mycotyphaceae. The record is from RefSeq and is a predicted model, not a curated record. The transcript is spliced from 3 exons.